Molecule: messenger RNA, 468 nt
Organism: Eimeria tenella
Lineage: Eukaryota; Apicomplexa; Conoidasida; Eucoccidiorida; Eimeriidae
Exons: 1
Coding region: 1-468 (155 amino acids)
Source: RefSeq, a predicted model, not a curated record
AUGGCUCUUCAGCGCUCAUUGCUGCUGCAGCGAGCUGCAGCAACAAUGCUUAGCAGCAGCACGUGGUCCCAAAAGCAGCACAUCGCUGCUGCAGCCGCACAUUGCAGCUGCAGCAGCAGCAGGAAACAACUGCGGCGGCGACACACUUUGCUGCAGCAGCUGGCGGUUGCAGCACCUGAACAUUCCAGCAGCAAACUGCAGCUGCUGCCACUCGCUGCAGCGGCAAGCCGCCUAAUGCAUUCUACACAGGUGAGUGCAAAGACAGCCACAGAGCAGCAGCAGCUGCAGCAGCUGCUGCAGCAGACACGGCAGCAGCAAGAAGUUGCAGCUAACUUAGCAAAGGCAACAGCAGCCGCAGCGGUGGCAGCAGCAGCAGCAGCACCACCACCACCACCACACGGGGUGCAGCAGAAGCAACAGGCUUUCCAACAGCAGCACCAAAAGCACACCCAGCAGCAGCAGCAGUAG